AUGUCAACAGAAAAAGUAGCCACCACCGCUCCUGCGGCGGUGCCAUCCACGCCGACACCUCCCUCGAUCAAACACAAGAACCCUUCCGUUCCAGUUGUCCUCCACGAAGCAGGGCUCGAUUCACCCUCAUUCCGAUCUUCUGCCUUAUACUUUUCCGAACAAGUAGAUGCUAUUGAGCGGUGGCUAGAAGGCUACGUGAGGACAACCGCGAAGCUAUCCCAUGACUUGCUAGCUAAGAUCAUCCCGCCUCCUUAUAUCAACAAUGUGGACAACGACUAUGCCGCACUAGCGCUUAAGAGGUUCAGUGAGGGCUCGAGAGAAUGGUGGGUGCAAAUCCUAAACGCUGCAAAGCAAAUGGAUUCCAUGUCAGUUGAACCGAUUCGGAACUUCCUCCAAGGCGAUUUAAGAAACUUCAAAGAAGCUCGGAGAAUAUUGGAACAGACACAGAAGGCAUUCGACACUACCCUAGCUCGGUACGUGAGCCAGUCUAAGGCAAAAGAGCCCUCGUCGUUACGUGAAGACGCUUUUGCCGUAUACGAGACUCGCAAGGCUUACUUGAAGGCUUCCAUGGACUUUUGCUUCUAUGCGCCCCAGUUCCGAAUCAACCUUGACAAGUUGAUCGUACAAGUAUCCUACGACCUCUGGCGCGAAAUGAAAAAAUCACGAGAUGCCGCAGGAAGUUUUGGGAAACAUGGCCAUGAGAUGGAUCGAGUGAGAGGAUGGGCAAAGGAAAUGGAACUGUCCGAGCCCACAUUCAAAAGACAGUUGCAGCUAGCACGCAGCGAUAUUGGAGAGAGUGCACUAGCAGCGGUUAAGCCAUCACGGGAGAUUGAAGACUACAGCGCUUCAACUGUUCCAUUUUUGGGAUCUAAAGGCCCUUUGAACGUUACCACGGCAGGACAAUCUGCGGCGAUAAUGGAAAAACAGGGUUGGCUCUAUCUACGGACAUUGACUGGCAAGCCUUCUCGAACCAAUUGGAUUCGAAGAUGGUACUAUUGUAGGGACGGUAUCUUCGGUUGGCUUGUCAACAGUCCUCAAGGAGUCUUGCAAGGCGAUGAGAUUGGUGUUCUUCUCUGUAAUGCGAAACCCGCUGUCGGAGAAGAGCGUCGGUUCUGUUUCGAGGUCAAAACCAAGAACCAGACAUUACUACUCCAGGCCGAGACACAAAGUCAGUUGAUGGAAUGGCUUGAGGUUUUCGAAGUCGCAAAGAAGAAAGCAUUUGAAGCUAGCGUCAGCAGAGACAAUUCAUCUUUACCGGGUGGUGUCGAUCCAGCUUUCUCUAUCACGCCUCCUUCGCUUCCGGAGUUCUCGGCUAAAGCAUUGGAUGCGCAAAUCGAAGACAGUGCCAAUGCCGAACGGGCCGGAGCUCUGUCAGUCCCUGCACCUGAAGUUGGACUGAUACCAAGGCCAAGCUUUGACCUAACGACAGCUCCUCCUAAACGAUCUGUCACCUCCUUGGCCCGUGAGGAAGGUGAGAGUAGUCGAGAACAUGCGGCAAGGAUUAUGCAGAAACUCGACCUUCACAGGAGGGCUUUUACUUCAGGUUUGGAUACGGGGCCUGUGCCAGCACCUGGGACAAGUGGAGGAAUUGCUGGUCUUAUAUCUGCUAGUCAUGGGUUACUACCAGGAUAUACCGGGGCAGGUUCUAAAACUUCCCAGCAAUUGCCGGGCUUGUCUGGUCCGGAAGCACAACCUGGCAGUCUUGCGCCGGCAACUUUAGCAAAACCACCGGCAACGACCAAUCUUAGUAAGACGGCCGUUGUUUAUAGUGGCGAUAGAGUAUUCAGCUCGAAUUCUUCACAAUACUUACCGACGGCGAUCUUGGCCAAUUAUUGGGGAAGCAAUGCUUGGGGUCGAGAAUACUCCAAGGCUAGCCGGAGCGACGUGGAACUUGAAGAUCCGUUUGGGCCUAACUCGCCCACUAUCAAAAUGGUUCCGGUCGGCGAUGGUGAAGAGGUCAAAAGCCCGUCUUCGCAUAAAAAGGCCAUUAGUAUGGAUGCUCGGAUGAACCAAGCGAAGAAUGCUCAACCUGCCAUCGAGAAACCGCCUCCAGAAACCUUCCCGGCCAACUACCCCAUAGAAUUGAAAACGAACUCGGCUCAAUUCCGACUCCUUUUCCCAAAUGUUCCAUUGGAUGAAAAGUUGGUUCUCGUCUUCCGCGCUUCUUGGAUUAGUAAUUCAGAAGACGAUCGUGUUGUGCCUACAAUGGCUGGUAAUGGACGAAUCUACGUCACGCCGGAUAAUAUGUACUUUUACGGCCAUCAGAUGGACCUCGUUGUGACGUAUACGAUCAGUCUCGACACCAUCUCGGAGGUGACAGCUGCCCCUGGCAGAGACUGCGAUUUUAUUUUCCUUCAUCUAAACCAGGGUACGGAUGUUAUCGGAUACACCCGUGUUACAAUCAAGACUUUCCUUGAAGAUCUUGAUCUUUUGCACUCACGUUUGAAUCUUUUGGUUGAUGACCUGCAAGCUGAAGAGCCGAUGGAUGUGCCCGAACUCAUUAAGGCGCUCAUCAAUCUGGAGAAGGAAGAACAAGACCGGAAGAGCCCAAGCAUGGACAGCUGGGAGGAAAUCUCAGAACAUACUCCUCUUGACGACGGCACCGCGGCGGGUAGAGCAAUCAGUCCUAGGAGCUACGAUAAAGCCUAUAAGUCGCGACGAAAAAUCUCACGAAAGCCGCUUCCAAAGUUCCAGCUUCCAACUAACCCAGUAAUCUACGAACCCGAAGGCAUGCAAAGGAAGGGCGCCGAGCGGAAUUUCGAAAUUAGUGCUAAAGCCUGUUUUCACGUCUUAUUUGGAGACAAGAGUUUCAUUUUCCCCAAGCUUUACUUCGAGAGCAGAGCCCAGCAUAUCACUCAGAGUCCUUGGAAGCUAAACGAGGCAGGGAACAUGCAGAGGCAAUUUCGUUUUAGCGUCAACUACACGACGAGAAUGGGGCGCACAAAAGCAGAGGAGUAUACGGACGAACAGACAAUCGAUUUAUUCAGUGAUCACGUCACCUACGUCGUCACUCAUGUCAAAACACCGUGGCAUCUUCCCCACGCCCACGGUUUCAAGCUGGUGACCAAGAUCGUCAUCACUCACGUCGCCAAGUCGAAAUGUAAGCUCGCCAUAUUCACGAAGGUGGUAUGGACAAAACCACCGGCCCUCGCCAAGAACCUAGUCGAGCAACAGGCUCUCGACGACGCAGGCCAGUCGGCUGAAGAUCUCGCCGAGGUCGCGACCGACCAAGUGCGGAAGCUCGGCCACCACAGCCGCACGAAGCGCGCGAUCCAGGUGUACGGAAAUGUCGGACAGCAAACACAAGCGUUGGUGUUUACGCCCAACGAAGCGGACAUGGCGAAGAAGGCACUGAUUAACCCGCGCACGCUAAGCCAGAUGCUCCUCGAGACGCUCCGGUCGUUCGCAGAUAGCGUGGCGAGCUCGCUGAUGAUGUGGGCAUUCGCGGCGAUCAAGAAGCUCUGGGACGUAGUCACGGCGCAGUGGAUCAUCCUGGGCCUACUCGCCUUCAGCAUGUUCACCAACGUCGUGUUCUCAGGCCAAGGCACAUCGACAUGGUGGAGCGAGCGCCGCGCCGUCGGGUUCAUGAACCGCAUCGGCGUAGGCCCGAACGUCGUUAUGAGCAAGGCCAUCUACAUCGCGGACCUCGACGAGGCGGCCCACGGCUCCGCCGGCCUCCAGGACUGGCCCGAACACAGCUAUUGCUACUCGACUUUCAAAUCCAUCGCGAACGGCACCGACGCGGAUGCGCCGAGCGAACAGGCCGGCGCGGCGAUGGCGUGGAGCUCGAGCCGCGCUACAGCGAGACGGUUACGUCAGACGCGGCAGAAGCUAGGUAGUUAUCGACAUGAUCUCCUGGUCGCGAUGCGCACAGUUAAUAGCGUGGAGAGGGAGGUCGUGCGCGCGGAGUGGGAGAAUUGGUUGCUUGAUGAGAAUCAUCGGUGCGAGAAGGUUGAGGCUGCGCUUGCGAGGUGGGAUGAUGGGGGGGUGGAGAAGGGGGCGAGUAAUGGGGCUGGGGGGAUUAGGGGGUGGAUGAGUAGGGGUGAGGGGCAGGAGGUGGUGAAGGGGGAGAAAGGGGAGAGGGAGAGAGAUGAGGCGAAGAGGAGGGGCUUGCAGGCUUGGUAUGAGGAGUAUUGUGGCAGUUUCCCGGCCUUCAAGGCCCUCGCGCCUGUCAAUUGGGACGAUAUCGCUCAUGACAGUCUCGAGACUUUCUUGGAGGAAGUGUUCAACGACGCCCAGUGUAUUCUCGAUUCAAUACCGGUCUCUUCCUCGCCCUCGACGCAGAAAAUAGGCAGACCACGUAGCUCUUCGAAAACGUCGGAUCGUGCGUCGGAAUUGAGGAAGGAUUGGAAAGAGGCCAAGGUGAACCCGCGCGAGAACCCGCUAGGUUUAGACGUCUAUAAACUCGCUGCGAAGGACGGAAAGGGCGCUUGGUUUGCGAGACGCAGCGUCCACGAUAUCCUUACCUUUGCAAAAUGGAAAUUGGGAAUGGAAAAAGAGCUCGACGAGAGCAUGAAGGUACAAGGAAAGCCUGGUGACGGGAGCAUCAGGGGAAUUGGUGCCGAUAAAAAGGUGGUGAACCAAAUUGUCGAAGGUCGCGGUAGGAUGCAAGUUUACCAACUAUCGGCACAAUUCCCAGGACCAACAACGCCACGAGACUUCAUUACUUUAUUACUAAGUUCUGACUCAGCUAUCGACAUCCCUGGCACACCUAAACACUACAUGCUCGUCUCGAAGCCAUGUAUACACCCGGAAUGUCCACCACGUCAAGGCUAUAUCCGUGGUCAAUAUGAGUCUGUCGAAUUUAUUCGUGAAGUCAGGGUCGAGAAACCUCUCCGCAAAACUCGGUCAUCAAUAGAUCUACCAAACGAUGAGUCUGCGGCGUCAAUACGGAAUACUGCAGAGAAUCUCGGUAGACAGGCUUCUAUUCGCUCAGCUCGUCUAGCAGCGGACUCAGCUUCUCCUGCGAGAGACGGAGACGGAAGGAGACGAGGUAGAACUAUCGGACAUGCAGAUAUCGGCGAUGUCAUGGAGAAUGAUGAAGACUACGAUACCAUGGUCGAAUGGAUAAUGGUUACCCGAAGCGAUCCUGGUGGCAGUGUACCACGUUUCAUGAUCGAAAGGGGUACACCUCCCGGUAUUGCCGGUGAUGCUAACAAAUUUGUCAAAUGGAUCUCGUCAAAAUCUAUUCAUGAUUUUACUGAGUCCGAUGGUGAAGAUACGAAACUCAUACAAGAGGCAGAGAAAGCUGAAGAAGGGCUAGCUUCUAAGAAGCCAGCUCCAGCGAAUAUCACGCUGAGCCUUACUAAGUCUCCUAGUGCUCCAAUCCUAUCAGCUAUCGACGAGAAAGAAGAAGCAGAGGAGGCAGCCAACCCUACUGGAUUUUAUGGCAUGAUAUCAAAUGCUCUAAAUUCUGCGGCUUCGGCGGCUGCCUCGCGCCUCCCUAAUCCUUUUGGAUCCGUUAAUGACGAUAAUAUGAGCUCUUCUAGCCUCUCCGAACCACCUGUAGACGACGACGAUGCGUCGUCAACUCGCAGUUUCCAUAGCCUGGAAGCCGAAGAAAUAGAAGAAAAUGACGGCUCGUCAUCCAAGCCGGAAGAAAGCUCAACACAACUCACGCCUUCAGUUACAAACGGUGGCGCAGAAUCCAUGCGCUCAACCGACUCUCUUACCCGCUCAACGGGAACAUCACAACACGACAAAGAGCUUAAAAAGCUCGAAGAGCGAAAACGCAAAACAGAAGAAAAGCUCCGGCGCGCGCAAGAAAAAGCGCUCGCGAAGCGGGGCAGCACGGCAUCGGACACGACGUCCUCGCAGCGCGAAGAAACCGCACUGCAAAAGCUGCGCGAGAAACACGAGCGCGAAGUAGCGAAGCAGCAGGAGAAAUACCAGCGCGAGCUCAAGAAACUGGAAGCGAAGCGCGUGAGCGAGCAGAAGAAGACGGAAGAACGGAGGAAGAAGACGCUCGAGAGAGAGGAGAGGAGUACGAUGGCGAUGGAGCUGGAUAAGGUCCGUGCGGAACGCGAUAUUGCGCGCAAACAGAUGGAUAUUCUGAAGGAGCAGGUUGGGGAGUUGCAGGCGCAGAAUACGAUGCUUGUUGCGCGGUUGGGUCGUGAGGGGGUUUUGUUGGAUGCGGAGGAGGGGAUGGGGGUGGGGACGCCGCCGAGGAUUAGGAGGGCUAUGUCGGAGAGGAUGUCUGAGAGGGGUUGA
Messenger RNA from Annulohypoxylon maeteangense, 6210 nucleotides. RefSeq lists its product as uncharacterized. Gene Ontology annotation, cellular component: plasma membrane; cytoplasm; endoplasmic reticulum. The transcript has 6 exons. Lineage: Eukaryota; Fungi; Ascomycota; Sordariomycetes; Xylariales; Hypoxylaceae. Bases 1 to 6210 code for a protein of 2069 amino acids. Gene Ontology annotation, molecular function: protein binding. The record is from RefSeq and is a predicted model, not a curated record.